AUCAUUUCCAUUUCCCACAGCCACAUAAGAUCAUGGCCUUCACCUUGACUUUGGAUGGUAAAUAAAGCUACAUACAUAUCAUCAUCAUCAUCAUCAUCAUCCAGUGAAAGAUGUGUGUUUUCUUCUUGUGUGAAGCCAAACCCAUAACAACAACAAGCAAAACAACCAUUGGAACCCAACAUAGUGCUGAACAACCUCGGUAAAUAACCAUGGACAGCACCGAAGACUCAUCAACCAGUUCACAACAACAACCAAACCUCCCACCCGGCUUUCGGUUCCACCCCACAGACGAAGAGCUCGUGGUUCACUACCUCAAGAAGAAAGUUGAUUCUGUUCCUCUCCCUGUUUCCAUCAUCGCUGAUGUUGAUCUCUACAAGUUUGAUCCAUGGGAAUUACCAGCUAAGGCAUCGUUUGGGGAGGAAGAGUGGUACUUUUUCAGUCCAAGAGAUAGGAAGUACCCAAAUGGCGCGAGGCCAAACAGGGCUGCAACUUCAGGGUACUGGAAGGCGACGGGGACAGAUAAACCCAUAUGCAGUGGAACUCAAAAGGUUGGGGUGAAGAAAUCUUUGGUUUUCUACGGCGGAAAGCCACCAAAAGGGGUGAAAACCGAUUGGAUCAUGCAUGAGUAUCGUCUCGCUGAAACCAAGCCUAACAACAGACCACCUGGCUGUGACUUGGGCCACAAGAAAAACUCCCUAAGGCUGGAUGAUUGGGUGUUGUGCCGGAUCUACAAGAAGGGCAACACACAAAGGUCAGCCAUGGAGCAGGAGAGGGAUGAUUCCAUGGAUGACAUGAUUGGAGAAGUACCUUCUUCCAUGAACGUGGGCCACAUGAAUGCGAGAUUUCACCUUUCAAAGAUGUGUACGAGCUACAGUGGUGCAUUGUUGGAAAAUGACAGAAACACGUUAGAAGGGGUGGUUAUAGGCAAUGGUGUGAAUGGGAUGAGCACUACUGCCACAAGUGCCAUGCCAUCUCAGUUUGGCACUUCAGCCUCCAAAAGAACACUCUCAACACUCUAUAACUGGAACGAUGACAGUGAUGAAAAACACUUCAAUUUGGACACUAAUGGUAAUGUCAGUGUUGUGAGGACUGAAGAGAACAAUGCUUCUCCUGGCUCCUUUGCUACUCUGCUUAACCAGCUCCCACAAUACCAAAUACAAGGGACCAAUUGGUACGGCUAACUCCUCUUUGGGAUAUCAUACGAUAUGUGAUAAUUAUAAUGCACAAGGAGAGGAAGUACUGAACUAAGGUGUGACAAGCAAUCCUCAAUAGUGCUAGAUUGCAAAGAUUUUUAAGGGUUAUUGAGCUUGUGGUUUGAUUGUCUUAGGAAAAUGGAAGCACGUUAGAGUACUCUAAUCAAUGUUUUCCUUCAACUAUUUGCAGGUAGCACCAGGUAAUUAAUAUCACAUGAGGUGAGGGAGUGAGCCACAUGGUACUUAGUUUUAUUUAUAGAUUCAUAUAGAACGAUAGGAUAGAGAUAUAGACAUAGAUAUAGAGACAUAUUUGCUUGUUUUAUAUUGGUGUGUAAAGAAACAAAAGAAGGGUGCUCUUUGUGUACAAAAUCUCAAGAGGGUAAGAAAAAAGAGUUAGCCAUUUAUAUUUCAAUAUAUGUAUACUUUGCUUUACAAACUGAAGAAUGUACAACAUA
Vigna umbellata (rice bean) is the source of this 1648-nucleotide messenger RNA. RefSeq names its product NAC transcription factor 56-like. Gene Ontology annotation, biological process: regulation of DNA-templated transcription; system development. The record is from RefSeq and is a predicted model, not a curated record. Lineage: Eukaryota; Viridiplantae; Streptophyta; Magnoliopsida; Fabales; Fabaceae. Gene Ontology annotation, molecular function: DNA binding.